This is a messenger RNA of Suricata suricatta (meerkat), 6191 nucleotides long. RefSeq names its product zinc finger protein 510 (gene ZNF510). Gene Ontology annotation, biological process: regulation of DNA-templated transcription. NCBI's taxonomy places the organism in Eukaryota, Metazoa, Chordata, Mammalia, Carnivora, Herpestidae. The coding region runs from base 96 to 2033 and encodes 645 amino acids. The transcript is spliced from 5 exons. The record is from RefSeq and is a predicted model, not a curated record.
CACCCAGGACAGAGCUAGGAGGAAAGUACAGUGCCCUUCAUUCUGUCACAUCUUAUCCUUCACAGAUCUCUGUACCCUCCCAACAACAGCAGAAAAUGAACACAGCUCAGGCAUCAGUGUCAUUCAAGGAUGUGACUGUGGAGUUCACCCACGAGGAGUGGCAGCAAAUGGGUCCUAUUCAGAGGACCCUGUACAGAGAUGUGAUGCUGGAGAACUACAACAACCUGGUCUCCGUGGGGAACUGUGUUUUCAAACCAGCAGUAAUCUUCAAAUUGGAGCGAGGAGAGGAGCCUUCGUUCUUAGAGGAAGAAUUCUCAAUCCAGAGCCAGCGAGAAGAUUAUAGAGAUGAUGACCUCAUCAAGAGGAACAAGAAAAUCGAAGACAACCACUUUCAGGAAGUAAUUUCCAUCGAUAAUAAACCAUCAACUGGGAAGGAAGAGGAAAUUUUGAGAAAACAGUUUAAUCUGCAUAUAGCUCCUGUUUCAACAAAAAUGUCCUGUAAAUAUGACUCAUGGGGAGUAAAUCUGCAAAAUAUUUCCCAAUUUAUCAGUAACAGUAGAAGCUAUUCAACAAAAAAACCAGAUUGGUGUAGUAUAUGUGAAAAUUUAUCUUUCAAAAUUAAGUUUGAGAGAACUCAUACUGGAGAGAAGUUAUAUGAAUAUAAUAGAAGUGGAGAAGCUUUCAGUUGUAAAGAAAAUCUUCCGGAGAGUCAAAAGUGUCAAACGUUGGAGCAAGCUUUAAAACAUAAUGAAACUGGAAAAAGUGUCUAUGAUGAGGCUGCCUGUGUUACACAUAAGAAUAUUCACACAAGAGAAAAAUCCUAUAAAAAUGGUGAACUUAGGGAGAAAAAUGAAAAAACAACUGUCUUUAACUAUAAAAGAACUGGGAUAGGAGUGAAAUACCCUCAUCUUAACCAUUGUGGGAAAUCCUUCUGUGAGAAGUCAGCUCUCAAGGAAUACAGUAAAUUCAUCAUGUCUGUGAAACAUGAUGAAUGUAAUGCAAGUGGGAAUCAUUUCAACAGGAAGUCAUACUUCACUCAACCUCAGAUAACUGCCACAGAAAAGAACCCAUUCAUAUGUAAUGACAGAACACAAACUGGGGAUAGAUCCUUUGACUAUCUUGAAGACAGGAAAUCCUACCAGAUAUCAGCCCACAAAGUAUACCAGCGAAGUCACUCAGAGGGAAAACCCUAUAAAUGUAAUGAAUGUGGUAAAUCUUUCUUUCAAAAAGGACAUCUCAUUCAACAUCAGAGAACUCACACAGGAGAGAAACCAUUUGAAUGUAAUGAAUGUGGAAAAACCUUCUCCCAGAAGUCACACCUCAGUACACAUCAGAGAAUUCACACAGCAGAGAAACCCUAUAAGUGUAAUGAAUGUGGGAAAACAUUUGUCCAGAAGUCAACCCUUAGGGGACAUCAGAGAAUUCAUACAGGAGAGAAACCUUACAAAUGUAGUGAAUGUGGGAAAACUUUUGUUCAAAAGUCAACCCUCAGAGAUCAUCACAGAAUUCACACAGGAGAGAAAUCCUUUCAGUGUAAUGAAUGUGGAAAAACUUUUGGUCAAAAGUCAAACCUCAGAAUACAUCAGAGAACACAUAGUGGUGAGAAAACAUAUCAGUGUAAUGAAUGUGAAAAAUCGUUCUGGCGAAAAGACCAUCUCGUUCAACAUCAGAAAACACACACAGGAGAGAAACCUUUUAAAUGUAAUGAAUGUGGCAAAACUUUCGCCCGUACAUCAACCCUUAGAGUGCAUCAGAGAAUUCAUACUGGGGAGAAACCAUUUAAAUGUAAUGAAUGUGGGAAAAAAUUUGUCCGGAAGGCAAUCCUUAGUGAUCAUCAGAGAAUUCAUACAGGGGAGAAACCUUUUCAGUGUAAUAAAUGUGGGAAACCUUUUGGCCAGAAAUCAAACCUCAGAAUACAUCAGAGAAUUCACAGUGGUGAGAAAUCUUAUGAAUGUAAUGAAUUUGGAAAAUUGUAUAAGAAGUCAACCCUGAAUAUUUGCCAGAGAAUUCAAGGAGGGGGGAAAUCCUAUUGAUAUAAUAACUGUGGGAAAUCGUUGUGGCUGAAAGACCAAUCCAUUUGACUCCAGAAGAUCCACACAGGAGAGGAACCAUAUACAUCUGAAUGUAGGAAGACUUUUAUCCAAAACCCAACUUUGAAUGUAUAUGAGAGAAUACACCCAGGCUGAUACUCCUUUCAAGGGACUAUCAGAAGCCCUCUUGAAAGAAGCCAUGCCUUUUAGAUAACUCAUACAAAAUUGUCUGGUUUCCCUUUCCUCCAAGUAGGGCUUUGGGACUGGCUGGUGGACUAUGGAUGUUCAUGUUGUAUGCCACAUCCAGUUCUGACAAAAGACCUCCCUGACAAAUUACAGGGAUGCCGUCAGAAUAAAACAGAGAUGACCCAGGACAACCUUGGGUAUCCUGCUUCAACAUGGCACAGCUUUUUAUAAGAUAAAAGGUUGCCUAAAUAUGUGGAACAAAAUUCUCAUUCACAUAUUUACUAUUUGAACAUUUGUGACUAAGAAGUAAACUUUUGUUAUAUUGAGCUCUUAAAUGUUUAGAUCUAUUUGCUGUUGAACAUAAUUUAGCCAUUCCUAUGCUGGGGAGGCAGAAAACUGUUGAGUAAGUGAAGCUUAUGUCAGCCAGCGGGUAUAAUGCUUAUUAAAGGUUUGGUGUUGGGGGGAGUCUCAAAGAUCAUCAGAGAAUUCAUUUUUAAAAAAUCAUCUCCUUUCAAAGUAAUGAAAUAAAUGAUAUACCUGUAACAGGGCUUUCUAUGAACCCAAAGGUUGAAAGUUUUUUUGGUUGAUAUGUGAGCAUACCUCAUGCCACUAAAGUAAAUGUGGCUUGUUUAAUGUCAUGAAGCCACUCUCCUUCCACACUUUCUUAUACCUCCAUAUACCCCAAUAUCAGCUGCUUUAGGGGAGAGAAAUUUUCCUGUCUCCAAAGGGGAUGCAAAGCCAUUGACACCCACCCAAGUAUUUGGGGAACUUUGAGGGAGGGAAGGGGCCCAAACUUUCCUGGAUCUGUGGUGCCCAUGUCAACAUCUUAUCAAUUUCCAUGGAGUUAGUGGGUAUCUAGAUUUAGAAAAUGUUAGGGCAGGGUUUACAGUAGGGAAGAGAAAUGAAUGUGAUCUUGGAAUAAAUGAUGCUGUUGAGGCCAGUACAGUAUACUGUGGUUACUUCUAAAUCUGAAAGUAUAGUAGGAAUGUGUUACAUAAUAUACUUCCCCAUCCCAUAACUCAGAGGGGAUUCUCUUAGGAAAAGUUGUGUGUAAAAGAAGAUACCUUUGAGGUCCCAUAGCCCUUCAUGAUCACUUUGGGCUUCAAGUCUCUAUGACUAGUCCUUCUGUUGAUUGGAAUUUCUAGCAAAAGGAAGUACCCUUGGGGUGGAGGAGAAGGGUUAUUUGACUUGAUACCCUAAGGAAGCUAUCAAGUAUACUCCUCCAGUAAAGCAGCCAUUAGCUUACUCUUGAGCUCUUUUACACUAGACAAUUGACUCUGAUUUGAUAGUCCAAUUUUAGGGUGUGUCAUCUUGGACUUACCAGGCUAACAAGAUGUAAAGUACUCAGGCCUCAUGUGUAAAAUGCACAUGGUAUAUUUAAGAAUGGAGCUGUCCUGGUCCCAGCAGUAUCUGAGCUGUACAUGAGAUCAUAGCUGUAAUCCCUCACAGAGGAAAUCUAUCCCCCACUCUAUUGCGUGAAGCAAAGCAACUGGCUCUGUAGGGCCCUCAGUUCAUAGAGGUUACUCUAAUUGGGCCUGGUUCUCUGACAGGCUAGUGAGAACCACUUGGACACUGUGACCAGUCAACCUCAUUGCCAUCAAUGCGGACCCAGAAAUUGAGGUGGCUGCCCCUCUCGAGAGGCAGGAUACAAGGAUGCUCUCAACUCCAGCAGAUCCUCCAUUUGAUGGAACUUCUGGCAUUUUUAUUUUGGUUUCUUACUAAGCCUAGCUGCUUGACACACCGGUAGUAAAACUGCAGACUGACAAAAGCACCCCUUUUUGGUGCUGCAGACUGUGGGAAAAGUCAUAAUUGCUGAGCACAUUUGGGUUGUCAAACUAGAUGCCUUGGUAAGUGACUAUUCUAUGCUAAUAUUGAGUAGAAUCAAGCUGCUGAAUAAGACUUUACUACCCUGCCAGCACUGCUACCUGGAUCCAUCAUCAUACUGAUAGUGCAAAAUAUUCAUCAUCUUAACUGCACACAAAGUAAAGGUCUCUGUAUGUCCAGUGCUUCCUUUGAUGUCAUUUGACCUAAGAAUACAAAUUUUUAUUUUGUAUUAAUAUCCAGUGUUCCAUAUACCAUUUGAUAAUUCACCGCUUUCUUAAUGAUUUUAAAUGUGUUCACAUACUGAAUUGUCAUUUGUAAAAAUAUUGCACAGGGCUGCUCAUGACCUGUUCCCUGCAUUCAGGUAUAUUAGCAAUGUGUCCAUUCACCUUUUGGGAUCAGGGUUAGUGUAUACCUCAUAUGAGCCAAAAUACUCUCUAGCCUGAUACUGAAUUUUUCACUGAGGAGUAUUUGAAUCAAGAAAAGGAAAUCCCUCCUACGACUACAGAAAUGGAACACCACACACCAGUUAAAUUGCUACUCUAGAGCUGCCAGUGGCCUUGCAGAGAUGCAUCUGCAAAAGGAGAUCAUAUUUAGUUAGUGCUGUGUUCCCUGAAAAUAACCAAGAGAUUACUGUUCACUGUUUUUAUAAUAGUUGGUAAAUAUAGAGUCUCUUUCUUAGUUUCUUAAGUUUCAGUUUCUUAAGGUAUUUAGAAUCCUCUUCUUCAUACCCUUUUUUAUAUAUAAUCUUUUAUAAUUACAAUUGGAUUUGUUAUUAAGUUAAGGUCAUCUACCCAUUAGGAUGAAAUAAAUUCACCCAGGUAGUCUCAGUCACUCAUUGGGAGCAAGGAUGACAAAGUCCCAUGAUUGGACACUUAGGCUUUACCUGCUUGCUGUCUCCUUGCUGGGGUAGACCCACAAGACACCUCUCUGUAUAAUACAUUGUCACCUGGAGACCAUGGUCUAUCUGUGCUAUAGCCGUGAAUGCUGCUUUCUCCCUACUUGGCUGAUGUCCUGGACUUUUACUCCAACAGUCAGAUACCACAUCUAGAGACCCUGGAAGAGUCCAUUUCUAUCUCCCUGCCUACUAAGGGCCUUUAUGCUAAUUUUAAAAAGACUCCAAUGAGAGCAGGAUUUUUGUAUUUUGUUCAGAAUGUGUAUCGCAAGCAACUGGAACAGACCCUCUAUGUAUUGCUCACUCAGAAAUACUUCCUGAAAGUGAAAUUUGUCACAGUGAAAUCUGAACGUAUUUUCUUUUGAUGUUACAAAUGAUCUUUUGUGGUUAUUCAUCAUUUAUUUAAAAAUAGUUAAGGAAAAUUAUUGUUAUAAGCUCAACUCAAAGACUUCUGUUUUGGAUAUUUUCUAAAGUUGCUAGAAGAAACUUGUUCUUAAUAUUCAGAAGUGUACAGUACUGUUCUUCAAAUAUUUGUCACCCAAAAUAAGAUUUAUUUUCAAUAAACUAGAAUUCCCAAUUCAAAAUUAUGCCUACACAUCAGCUUUUAUUAGCAUUGUAGAUUGUGGGAUUUUUUUUUUUAAUAGUAAAUCAGAUUUUCAAGAUCCAACCAAGUGGGAAAGCAAAGCAAGUGGUUCUUGGGAUCAUCCCUUUACUCUAUUGUACCAGUAGUUCCACUCAUUUUUAUUUCCAAAUAAUUCUCUUGCAGCUCCAAAGAGAAGUAUUUUCUCAGGCUCAAGGAUCUACUGGGAGAGGUGCCUAAUGCCAAAAGAAGGGGCAAAACACUUGUUCUGAGCUGCCUCCUUGAUUGUCUUUCCUUGCCAGAGGCAUAUUACUUUUUUCCCUCACAUUAAAGGUUUCCCUGGGAGCCCAGCAGAAACAACAUAUCAUGCCUUUAUACAAGAGCAGCUUCACACUAUAAUGAGGUAGAAACAAAUUUAUUUUCUCUUUAGAGACAGCACAAUCUCCCAAGUACCAUUAGCUUGCCUGGCCAACCGGCUAUUUUAAUGAUAUUUUAGUAUUCUAAAAAACUGACAGUUUGUAGAGCAUGGACUCUUGAUCUCAGGGUUGUGAGUGCAAGCCCUGCAUUGGGCAUGGAGCAUACUUCAAAAAAACAAGAAACUGCAAAAUUCUAGAACAGUGUAAUUAGCUUAACUAUCAGACUCUUGUACAUAAUUAAUAAACUAAGAAACUAAUUUGCC